Messenger RNA from Loa loa (African eye worm), 563 nucleotides. RefSeq lists its product as hypothetical. Bases 27 to 563 code for a protein of 178 amino acids. The record is from RefSeq and is a predicted model, not a curated record. The transcript is spliced from 3 exons. NCBI's taxonomy places the organism in Eukaryota, Metazoa, Nematoda, Chromadorea, Rhabditida, Onchocercidae.
GAUUUAGGUAACGUCCAUAAUAUAGAAUGAACGCCAAUAAUAUGUGUCAAAGACAUCUUGACCUUAAUGCACAGAAUGGUAUUACAAGCUACGAUAUCAAUUCUCUGGUCGAUGAUGAUUUUGAGGUAAUUGGUAGUUUGAGUGAUACACUGCGUUCGGUGUCAUUGGAAACUGGAUCAGAAAUACCUUUGUAUGAUAUAGAAAUUGGUAACCGUAAUGGCACCAUUGCCGAAAACUGCGCUAGUGCAACUACUAUCUCGAAUAAAGUGGUUGAUGAGAGCACACCUCUAGCGAACAACAGUUUAAAUUUGAUGUCAGGUGAUGACGUUGGUCGAAACACCGAUAUUCUCACGCAAAACGUUAUUAAAACAUCAUUAAUUGAUAGUACAGAUCUUUCGGUGCAUCCUUACCACGAAGACCCAAUCAAUAUAGUUGAGUCGAUUCGAGCUGAUUAUCAAGCUGCACAGCAGUCAGCUAAGCAGGAAAAUGAGUUACUACGUAAAGCAUGCGAAAAAAAGAACGAACAGAUAAGCUUUUUCUAUUUGUCUCUUCUUCGUCCCUAG